AUAAUCGCUUUGGAGGCUUUAUCUUCAUGACCCUCCUGUGGUUUACGGCUUUCUUUGGUUCCAUGUUGAUGAUGGGACCUUUAAUACCUCUCAUGUUCAUCAGGCCUCUUGCAUUCAGGUACAUCAAUGAUAAUCUCAUGGCCUUGUGGUUAACAUUACCUGUGCUACUGUUAGAAAUAUUUUUUGGAGUGAAAUGCAGAGUGAGUGGUGACAAACUGAAUAAGUCUGAGACGAGCGUCAUCAUCAUGAAUCAUCGGACGAGACUGGAUUGGAUGUUCUUCUGGAUUCCUCUCUUCUCUCUCAGCUCUGUACGAUCAGAGAAAAUCAUCCUCAAGAAUGAACUCAAAUUUGUACCUGGACCAGGCUGGGCGAUGCAGAUAGCUUCUUAUGUCUUCUUGAGGAGACGCUGGGAACAAGACAAGGCCUGGAUGACUAUGAUGUUAGACUACUUCUGUGAUAUACAAUACAAUGUUCAGUACCUCAUCUUCCCAGAAGGAACUGACUACACUGAUCACAGUAAGGAUAAGAGUGACUCCUAUGCAACUAAAAAUAAUGUACCAAAGUAUGAAUAUGUUCUUCAUCCCCGAACAACAGGCUUCAAACACAUCAUGGAUCAUCUUAGGAAACGUCAAGCCGUGGAUGCCAUCUACGAUGUGACCGUGGCCUAUCCUGACAGGAUACCGGUAGGUGGAGAGCUAGAUAUCUUCAAGGCCAAGCUACCCAACGAGGUCCAUUACCAUGUGAAGCGCUAUGACAUCAGUUCCUUACCACAAGAUACAGACUAUGAAGAAUGGUGUGUGGAGAGAUGGAAAGAGAAGGAGGUAGAACUCAGGGGGUACUACACAGGAGACAAAAAAUUUGUCUCCGGGAACUCGACAGGGGACGGGUUGGAUGGUAAGAUUGUUCCCGGGAUGUACAGGACUCUCUUUGUUGCUUUGAUCUAUUGGAUCUUAUUCAUACUGUUCAUGGUUUGUUUGUUGGUUUACACGUCCAUUGCUUGGUGGCAUAUGCUUGCCGUUGGGUUAUUCUUCACUGGUACUUCAGUGUUUUAUGGAGGUGUGGAGAAACUGGCCAUUGAUGCAUAUUACUGGCAUGUGGGAUGGAUGCAGCCAGCAGAUAAGUCUUCAUAGUAAACUGUAUGGAGGGUGUGGGUACAGAUUAUUCACGUUUACAUCCAGAGAGAAUCAUUUAAAAUGAUGGGAAACAUUGACAGCACAAAGUCUGGAAGGUGGUUGCACAAAACAUUAUACUUUUUUGAUAAUUAGGGAAAUAUAUUACAAGGAAUACACUGCUUGGUUGACAAAGUGGAGGUGUAAUGGGAAUUGUUUAUUGUUACUUAUCAAUUUAUAUAGUUAUUAAAACUAAUAUUAAUGUAUUGAUUCAUAUACUGUCAUCUACAUUUUUGUUUUCACAUCAUGUUCCACAAUGUGCUGGUGUUCACAAAGAGCAAAAAUUAUUUCAUAAUGAAAUAAGAUCAUGUAGUUUAAUAGCAGAAUGCUGUGUCAAAUAGAAACCUUGGACCUGUAAUAAACACCCGCAUCUGGUCUAAUGGUGUUAACAAUUAACUUUCAAUUAUCCGAGAUCUGGCCAAUUGAGGCAGGCAUGCUCU
Messenger RNA from Strongylocentrotus purpuratus (purple sea urchin), 1609 nucleotides. Its product is annotated as lysocardiolipin acyltransferase 1-like. Gene Ontology annotation, cellular component: endomembrane system. The record is from RefSeq and is a predicted model, not a curated record. Gene Ontology annotation, molecular function: acyltransferase activity. NCBI's taxonomy places the organism in Eukaryota, Metazoa, Echinodermata, Echinoidea, Camarodonta, Strongylocentrotidae.